AUGAACAACAACAUUGCGGAGUUGGUGGACGCCAUGUCUAGGCUCUGCUCAAAACAGGAUGCUUCAGAGCAGUCUGGAAAGGAAAAUCUGGUCGACCUAUCUGAGAAUGACAUGGGUGCACGAAGAUUAACACUCACUUGUUGCUCAGAGCCCAGCACGUCCGCGGCCAGCCGACGUAUAUUCCGAGCAAGAUAUUCCAAGCGAACCAGAAAGGCCAUCAAGAAGAGCCUCAAGAAAAGCCAGGGUAUUACAGUAGAAAUUUCAGGCGGAAAUCAGUCUGAUCUGGAGCGGCUGCACACAAAUUUGGAUCGAGCGGAGACGCUCUAUGAAAUGGACGAUUUCCAGCGGACGUUAGAGCUCUGCAACCAGAAUCUGGAGAUCGAUCCCGAGCAUGGCUUCACCAUCUUUCUAAAAGGCUGCGCUCUGCAUGGCCUCAGACGCUAUGACCAGGCAUGCCACCUUCUGCAAACGGCUCUCGAGCUUUGCCCCGCCCGAGCAACAAAAGAUAUUGAAAAAGCUCUGCGACUGUGCAAGGCCGCCUAUGUACGCAGGGAGUACAACAUUUCGGAGUUCUUGCUCGGAAGGCAGCCGCCUCCAGAGGUUGAGGAGUUCAUUGGGGAUGUGAAGAUCAACAAGACCAGGGGUGGCAGGGAUCGGGGCCUUGGUCGGGGUCGCGGGCUCUUCGCAACGAAAGACAUUAGCGUCGGCCAGCUGUUCUUAGUGAGCAACGCAGCUGUCAUCGUUAAUCGCUCGGUAAGGCCUCUCAAGAUUGAUCCGAGCCACGAAAUAAAGACGUCUUUGCAGGAAGAUCUUGUAGACGCCGUUUUGGAUGCUUCCAAGAAAUCACAGAAACUGUGCCAGCAGCUUUUUCAGCUGGACGACGGUACUACACAAGUUCGCUCUUCAUUCCCGGCCAUUGAUUUGUUUCAUACACACUGCCAGGAAAGAAAAGAGGUGCGGCGAGAACUCAAAGAGCAGCGGAUACGAAACAUUGUUUCCCUAAACUCUUUCGGCGGGGAAUACAAGAAAUUUACAGGGGAGGGCCCAGAAAAUGCAGAGCCGUUGGGUUUUACAGGGUUGUGGCUACUGCCGUCAUUUAUCAAUCACUCAUGCCUCCCCAACGCGACCGGACUCCAUGUAGGAAAAGCAAUGUUCUUGCAUGCGGCAAAACCAAUCAAGAAAGGAGAAGAGAUUACCAUCUCUUACUUUGACGCUUUGCUUCCUCAGUCAAGAAGAGAGAAGAUUUGCGGGGCCUGGGGUUUUGAUCGGUGCAUGAAGUGCAGACGUUGUGGUCUGGAGAGGUCUCUCAGAACUGCUCUGGAGAGCUUGAAUGCACAGUUUGAGUCUUUGCACCAUGACGCGCUACAGGAAACCAACACCGCAAUGUCUGCAGGACAAGACUCUCCCACAGAGCUUCCCAAGUCUGCAGAAUUCGCCCAGGUCUUUGAAAAAUUGGAGCAAAUACUGGCAAAGUACACUACAAUGAAGGAAGAAGAAAAGAAUUGGGUUCGGGCGUCCUACGUGACUGCAUAUUGGGCCGGAAUGCAAUCGGACAAGUUAUCUUCCGUGGAUCCCAUUCUGUCCAGGGAUAAAAUUAUACUGAACGCCGUUGUAAGCACCGUGCCAGGGGAGAUUCGAACCCUUGCCAUGGUGGACCAAAUGCUUCAAGGGCUAAAGCACCAGAUUGGCAAUGAAGGAUCGGCUGUAAAGUCUUUCUUAGAACAAGCGACAGAUGUAUAUGUGCGAGUGUUUGGUACACACGGUGAAAUUUUUUCAGGUGCAAAGUCUACAAUCUUGUAG
This is a messenger RNA of Cryptomeria japonica (Japanese cedar), 1800 nucleotides long. RefSeq lists its product as uncharacterized. Bases 1 to 1800 code for a protein of 599 amino acids. Gene Ontology annotation, molecular function: protein binding. The record is from RefSeq and is a predicted model, not a curated record. The transcript has a single exon. NCBI's taxonomy places the organism in Eukaryota, Viridiplantae, Streptophyta, Pinopsida, Cupressales, Cupressaceae.